This is a messenger RNA of Capsicum annuum, 3377 nucleotides long. Its product is annotated as ATP-dependent DNA helicase homolog RECG, chloroplastic. NCBI's taxonomy places the organism in Eukaryota, Viridiplantae, Streptophyta, Magnoliopsida, Solanales, Solanaceae. The transcript is spliced from 17 exons. Bases 48 to 3161 code for a protein of 1037 amino acids. Gene Ontology annotation, biological process: DNA repair; DNA recombination. Gene Ontology annotation, molecular function: DNA helicase activity; ATP binding; nucleic acid binding. The record is from RefSeq and is a predicted model, not a curated record.
UUUUUUUUUUUUUUCUAAAACUUCAUUCGUGUUGAAACGGAGGGAGUAUGAAAUAUUGCGGAAGUUUGUUUGUUUCAGUACUCUUAAGGAAAGCUGCUGCUUUCUUGAAUUGCCAACUACAGAUUACACCAUUUUAUUUUCAUGUCUAUACAUAUAUGGCACUUUCAACCUUUCUUCUGCAAUCACGUACUACUAUGUGUUCAAGUGAGAAAUGCUUGAGAAGUGCACUGAUAUUUGAAGCUCAGAGACGAUAUAGGAGCUUUUUGAGUAAAAAUAUGAGGUUUAACAAUUUUCUUUCGUCCAAGAUGUCGACAGUGUUUUCUAGGUCGAAGCAUAAGCUUUCAGAAAAGCUGUUGAUGGAAGUAGAUGUUUAUGGCCGCGCAAGUGGCAAAGAUAGGUCUAAGUUACGAAAUAAGGGUUCUGUGGUGAUGGGUUAUGGUGGUUUAGAUGACCUAAUUGAUGGUGAAGGAACUGAUGAACAAUCUAAUAUUCAUCUUGAUGGAGGAGCAGAUGACUAUGAUUUCGUCUUAAUGUGUAAACAAUUUGCUUCAAUCAUGUUGGGUUCUUCUCCACCUGUUGAAUUAUACUGUGGGAUGACACCCAACCAUGGAGACAACGGGCUUUGGGCCACUAAAAUUUGUAGAGAGUUUCUGUCUAGCCCCGAGGGUGAACAAUUGAUCAGUCCUGAUUCACUGUAUGAAACAUGGCAUAGUUUAUAUUCAGGGGCUGCUAAUAUGGUUUCCACCACUUAUAUUCCUGAUACUUUGGAGACAGAAACAAGACAAAACUUGCAGUUCACUGUAGAUAAACCUUCUAACCUGCCUCAGCAUGGGGUCAAACAGAAUGAUGGAUUGGUUGAAGUGAUGCUUGAUCAAUCUAUUAGCUUUAUUCCAGGGCUCAGCAAACGAAACUCUCAUCAGCUGGAAAACUGUGGCUUUCACACGGUGCGGAAAUUGCUGCAGCAUUUCCCUCGGACAUAUGUUGAUCUGCAAAAUGCACAGAUUGGAAUUGAGGAUGGGCAAUACUUGAUCUUUAUUGGAAAAAUCUUAUCCUCAAGGGGAAUAAGAGCUAGUUAUUCAUUGUCAUUUCUUGAGGUGGUUGUUGCUUGUGAUGUUGUAGACAAUGAGUCGUUAUCAACUUCUAAGGAUGAUGGUGCUGAUUUAAUGACUGAUAAAACUGAUAAUGGAAGGAAGAGAACAGUAUUUUUACACUUGAAAAAGUUUUUCCGAGGCACUCGCUUCACGUACCUACCUUUUCUCAAGAGCCUAGAGGAGAAGCAAAAGGUGGGAGACAUUGUAUGUGUCAGUGGUAAGGUGCGGAUUAUGAGGUCAAAAAAUCAUUACGAGAUGAGGGAAUACAACAUGGAUGUGCUACAAGAUGAAAAGGAUCCAUCAUUUUGUGCACAAGGGAGGCCGUAUCCUAUAUAUCCUUCAAAAGGAGGUUUGAGCUCUAACUUCCUUAGGGAUGUGAUUUCAAGAACGUUAAAGGUGCUUCCGUCCAAUAUCGAUCCUAUACCGGAAGAUCUUGCUCAUGAUUUUGGACUCCUAUGCCUUCAUGACGCAUAUGCAGGAAUUCACCAGCCAAAAAGUGUAAAAGAGGCUGAGUUAGCUCGCAAAAGGCUUGUAUUUGAUGAAUUCUUCUAUCUUCAGCUAGGGCGGUUAUUCCAAAUGCUUGAAGGUCUUGGUACAAAAGUAGAGAAAGAUGGAUUGCUGGAUAAGUAUCGGAAAUCUGAAUUUAAUUUGAUUAACACAGAUGGAUGGUCCAUGCUGACUAAAAAGUUUCUGAAGGCUCUUCCAUAUUCUCUUACAUCGAGUCAACUGCGAGCUGCUUCAGAAAUUAUUUGGGAUCUAAAGCGACCUGUCCCAAUGAAUCGUCUACUACAGGGUGAUGUUGGAUGCGGGAAAACUGUGGUUGCAUUUUUAGCAUGUUUGGAGGUUAUCGGGUUAGGUUAUCAGGCAGCUUUUAUGGUCCCAACCGAGUUGCUUGCUGUUCAGCAUUAUGAGCAAAUUCAAAACUUAUUGGCAAACAUGGAAGAGGCAGAAUGCAAACCAUCAGUUGCUUUAUUGACUGGCUCAACAUCUACAAAGGAAUCACGAUUGAUUCACCAGGGUAUCCAAGCUGGAGAUAUCUCUUUGGUCAUUGGGACUCACAGCUUAAUCGCUGAAAAAGUGGAAUUUUCAGCUUUACGCAUCGCUGUUGUGGAUGAGCAACAUCGCUUUGGAGUAAUCCAGAGAGGACUAUUUAACAGCAAGUUAUAUUAUAACUCAAUAAGUUCCAAGCUCUCUUCGAACAUCCCAGACGAUUCCUCCAAGGACAGUGUAAUUAUGGCUCCCCAUAUUCUAGCUAUGUCGGCCACUCCAAUUCCAAGGUCGCUGGCUCUGGCUUUGUAUGGAGACAUGUCUUUGACACAGAUCACUGAUUUGCCUCCUGGAAGAAUUCCUGUUGAAACAUUUGUAAUUGAAGGAAAUGAAGCUGGAUUUGAGAAGGUCUAUCAGAUGAUGUUUGAUGAGUUAGAAGCAGGGGGUAAAAUAUAUCUUGUUUAUCCAGUCAUUGAACAGUCCGAGCAAUUGCCUCAGCUUCGUGCAGCUUCUGCUGAUCUUGAGAUUAUAUCUCAAAAGUUUUCAGGGUACAACUGUGGUCUCUUACAUGGAAAAAUGAAGGGUGAUGAUAAAACUGAAGCAUUAAACCUCUUCAGAUCUGGAGAAACCAAUAUCUUGCUCUCAACGCAAGUUAUUGAGAUUGGGGUUGAUAUUCCAGAUGCAUCUAUGAUGGUUGUUAUGAAUGCUGAGAGAUUUGGAAUUGCUCAGUUGCAUCAACUUAGAGGGCGAGUUGGACGCGGAGAAAGGAAGUCCAAGUGUAUAUUGGUGGCAUCAACCGACAGCAGUCUAAGUCGCUUGCAUGUUCUUGAGAAAUCAUCUGACGGUUUUUACCUCGCAAAUAUGGAUCUUGUAAUGAGAGGACCUGGAGACUUACUUGGGAGGAAGCAGUCUGGACAUCUUCCAGAGUUUCCUAUUGCUCGUUUAGAUAUAGAUGGAAAUAUCAUACAAGAUGCACAUCUCGCUGCUUUGAAAAUCUUGGGUGAUUCUCUUGAUCUGGAGAAAUAUCCAAACCUCAAGGCUGAACUUAGCAUGAGGCAGCCAUUGUGUCUUCUUGGCGACUAACCUCAGCACUUAUGACCGAUAAGGCGUGAAGAUUGCUACCGCGCUUCUCUGUUCGUACACUCAACUGUAUAUGUCGCCUCGUCUUUUGUCAAUCAUCGAUCGAUGAAAAAGUUCAUUUUUUCACAUGUUGUAAGAGGGGAUGUUGCUCAUUUCUGCAUAUCCAAUUUUGUUUGGCCUAUUGCAAGCUGCUACAGUUAAGUCUGGAGAAAUUUUCUA